GACUCUAUUGAAAUAUCGAUACUUCCCCAAAUUUAUUUUAGUAUUUUGGUAUUAGUACUUUGCGGUAUGUGACGAAGAGGUGGUGAAUGGGAGAAAAGAACGCUAAUAAAGUAAUAAUAGCCCAACAAAACAAAAAUCAAUCCAAAAAUGGCUCAAUCAACUGAUAUGUGCUCUCUAGUACAAUAAAUUCACCAGCAUAAAUUUCUACCAUUAUUUGUCUCCCUCCUCUCGUCACAUUAAUUCACAACUCAUCUCUUAAGUGUAAACAGAAAAUCACAAUUUUUAACCUAUCCUCUGCUUUAGCAGUGGGUGAUGUGCUGUUACCAGUGUACGACUCAUCGAAGAACAGAACAGCUCACGAAUUUUAAUGAUGAUUUGGCAAAAGGGAAAAACAAUGGAAUAAUUAGUUUUUUGACCAAAUUUUGUUUUUUAAUCCACCCAAAAAUCCCCCACCUCAUUCGGCUAAUUAGUUUUGUGUCAUAAUAAAAACCCAUUUGUCUACUCUUUUAAAUUUAUCCCAAAAGGAUAAUUAAGUGGAUAAUUUCAACGCAUCCCCUGUAAUUUAUUUCAAUUAAUUAAUUAAUUCCCCUUUAUCCCCCACCCUUCUUCAUCUUCUCAAUUUAAAAGGAGGCAGCCAUUAGCAGCUCCGAGUUUUUUACCCAAUCACCCAUAAUCCCUUCUCCGAAGACCAGAGCAGAGACAGAGAUUGAUUUCCAAUUUCCCGGCGGCGGCAAAAAGAUCGGGUCUUUACUCGGUUAAACAAGUCAAGUCCCAAGAUUUUUCUAGGGUUUCUGCGCUUUCCCUUUCCUCAUUCUAAUUGUUCGUUGAAGUUCUGGGUUAAGCUGUCAAAAUCAGUCGUUAUUUACUAUUUUUUCCUUUUUCCCUUCAAUUUCCACCUUCUCUGUAAAUUUUCCCAUCAAACAAACAGACAAAGGUCGAGCUGAAAACCCCUUCUCAAACAACAGGCGAUCCGCGACAAAAGCUCGUUCUCUGCUUCUUUCUUUUUCUUCUUUAAACAAAUUGGGUGCGGGGUCUCUCUGUGCAAUUUGUAUACGCGUCUCGCUUACAAAUACCCAUUCCUCUACCUUUUGACACCUCUCCUUCGGUUCUGCCUAUUGCGCCCCUUCAUUUCAUAUACUGUCGAUUCCGUGUUCCUUUCCGUAGCUUAAUUGGGAAAGCCCUCUUCUGAAUCGAAGUUUCUAGGUUCCCCACCUGUUUUCCUCUUCUGGGUCUUCUUGGGUUGCUCUGUGCCUUGAUGGGUGCCAACUUCUCUUCGAUUUUCAUGGAUCCGGCGACGACUUGCUCUCUGUUCGGCGCCUUUUCCCCUCCAAUCCAACAGCCGCCGCGGAGACCGACCCUGGGCGACUUGCCGGAGAGCUGUGUGGCGCCGAUUCUCGCUAACUUGGAUCCCGUCGAGAUUUGCAAACUGGCGACGCUCAACAGGGCGUGUCGCGGCGCGUCUUGGGCUGAUUUCGUGUGGGAGUCCAAGUUGCCGGAGAAUUAUCGGGACCUUAUGGAGAGAGUGUUGGGCGUUGACAACGCCGAUGGGAAGAGGAUUAGCAAGAGAGAGAUUUACACCAGACUUUGCGCCGCCAAUACAAUCGAUGAUGGCUCCAAGAAAGUCUGGCUUGACAAAACCACUGGUGGCGUCUGUCUAUCCCUCGCUUCCAAGGGCUUGAUGAUAACCGGCAUCGAUGAUCGCCGAUACUGGAACCAUAUUCCAACUGAGGAGUCAAGAUUCUCCUCUGUUGCAUAUCUUCAGCAGAUAUGGUGGUUCGAGGUCAGUGGAGAGUUCGAGUUCCCAUUCCCAGCAGGUACCUACAGUCUGUUUUUCAGGCUACAGCUGGGUCGAACUGCUAAGAGGUUCGGUCGAAAGAUCUGCAACACCGAGCAUGUCCACGGUUGGGAUAAAAAACCGGUUCGGUUUGAACUGUGGACUUCGGAUGGUCAGUAUGCAUCUUCACAGCGGUUUUUGAAUGAUACUGGGAAGUGGAACCUGUACCAUGCUGGUGAUUUCGUUGUUCUCAAAGAUAAUGAUGCAUCAAUGAAGAAGCUGAAGUUCUCAAUGACACAGAUCGAUUGCACACACACAAAGGGUGGUCUGUGUUUGGACACUGUACUAGUAUUGCCAUGUAAAUUUAGAGAAAGGUUGAAGCAUUUUUGAGGCGCAUUCAUACCUUUUGAUGAUAGUAGCAGCGAGAGAAGAUAGUUUUAGGAGAAGAAAUAGCUCAUCAUCCCGUGUCAUAUAUGUGUUCAAGUAGAGCAAUGUGUAUAGUCCGGUUUUGUAUUGU
Linum trigynum is the source of this 2291-nucleotide messenger RNA. NCBI's taxonomy places the organism in Eukaryota, Viridiplantae, Streptophyta, Magnoliopsida, Malpighiales, Linaceae. The record is from the annotation of a GenBank genome assembly.